Messenger RNA from Eublepharis macularius, 4158 nucleotides. RefSeq names its product cyclin D binding myb like transcription factor 1 (gene DMTF1). Gene Ontology annotation, cellular component: nucleus. Gene Ontology annotation, biological process: regulation of transcription by RNA polymerase II. NCBI's taxonomy places the organism in Eukaryota, Metazoa, Chordata, Lepidosauria, Squamata, Eublepharidae. Bases 48 to 3161 code for a protein of 1037 amino acids. The record is from RefSeq and is a predicted model, not a curated record. The transcript has 17 exons. Gene Ontology annotation, molecular function: DNA-binding transcription factor activity, RNA polymerase II-specific; RNA polymerase II cis-regulatory region sequence-specific DNA binding.
AAAUGUAAAUUACUUAAUAUUGAAAAACAAAUACAGCUGGACUCAUCAUGCAUUUCAUGGCAAACAGCAGCCCUUUCCCUCUGGCACAAGAAUUUUGUCCAUCAACACAAGGAAAGACUCACUGCGUUAGAAAAUCAGUCAUCACAAAUUUUGUCAGUCUUAUAGGUGCUACUGGACUCUUGUUCUUUUCUAAAAUAAAUGCGAUACUGACACGACCUGUAUUGUUUAUGACUAAGGGAGGCGAUUAUCUAUUUUUCCUCCCACCAAGAACGAUCAAAACCGUUCAACGGAGUCAACGCAAAAGAGCCACAGCCCGGCAGCACCUCCACGACUGGCCACCUUGGUGGCGGCGGGCGAGCUUCCGUGAGUCACGCCUCGCUUCUUCUUCAUAUACCAAACCGAGUCGGGUCGACUCCAAAGGGCCCCCGAGGCGAGGCGAGCGGGCGGCCCGGGCUGCUCCAAGGCCUUGUGCGGGGGGAGGGCGCCCGCCCGCCCCUUCCCCAGCCAAAGGCCGUCUUCGCUCCGGCAGGCGCCUCAAGGAGCGUCCCCCGAGGCCGGGAGGAGGAGGAGGCGGCGGCGGCGCGAGAGAGGGCCCCGUCCCCCCGUCCCCGCCGCCGCCAGCGCGCCUCCCAGGCCCAUCACCGCGCCGAAGCCUCGCGAGACUCGAGGGCCGCCCGCGUCCUUUCCCGGGCGGGGGUGGGCGGGGCGUCCCGGAGGCCCCUCCCCUCCGCGGCCCGCCGGCCUCCUUCGCCGCGUCGUCGCUGCGGCCGCUCGGGCGGCGCCUCCAUCCUGGUACUUCGCAGCCUCCAUCCUGGUUUCUUCAAGUGCCCGGACCCAAAACAGGAAGUCUGAGUAUGAGCACAGCUGAAGAAGAGUCUGACACAGUGACAGUAGAAACCGUGAAUUCCGUGACUUUGACCCAAGACACUGAAGGGAAUCUUAUACUUCACUGCCCUCAGGAUGAGACAGAUGAAGUAGACUCUGAAGACAACAUCGAACCUCCACACAAGAGGCUGUGCUUGUCGUCUGAAGAUGACCAGAGUAUGGACGACACGACCCCGUGCAUUUCGGUUGUUGCCGUUCCACUUUCAGAAAGUGAUCAGAGCUUUGAGGUGACCAUGACUGCUACGACGGAAGUGGCUGAUAACGAUCUUAACGAAGGAACUGUUACUCAGAUCCAGAUUCUCCAGAACGAACAGCUGGAUGAAAUCUCUUCUCUGAGCAAUGAAGACGUGUCAGCAGUGAGUCAGGCCUGGUUUACAACCAAAGAGGAUAAGGAUUCUCUGACAAACAAAGGCCAUAAAUGGAAGCAGGGAAUGUGGUCGAAGGAAGAAAUCGACAUUUUGAUGAGUAACAUUGAGCGUUACUUAAAGGCACGUGGAAUAAAAGAUGCCACAGAAAUCAUCUUUGAGAUGUCAAAAGAUGAAAGGAAAGAUUUCUACAGGACCAUUGCGUGGGGUCUGAAUCGGCCUCUCUUUGCUGUUUAUAGACGAGUCCUUCGUAUGUAUGAUGAUCGGAACCACGUUGGCAAGUAUACACCUGAAGAAAUUGAAAAACUGAAGGAGCUAAGGAUAAAGCAUGGCAAUGACUGGGCAACCAUCGGAGCUGCCCUUGGCAGAAGUGCCUCUUCCGUGAAAGACCGAUGCAGGCUGAUGAAGGAUACCUGCAACACAGGAAAGUGGACUGAAGAAGAAGAAAAAAGGCUGGCUGAAGUGGUCCAUGAACUAACCAGCACAGAACCCGGGGACAUUGUCACGCAAGGUGUCUCUUGGGCUGCUGUAGCAGAACGGGUCGGAACCCGGUCUGAAAAACAGUGCCGCUCCAAAUGGCUGAACUACCUGAACUGGAAGCAGAGUGGAGGCACAGAGUGGACCAAGGAAGAUGAAAUCAACCUCAUCAUGAGAAUAGCAGAGCUAGAAGUAUCUGAUGAAAACGAUAUCAACUGGGAUCUGCUGGCUGAAGGCUGGAGCAGCGUACGCUCACCCCAGUGGCUUCGCAGUAAAUGGUGGACGAUCAAGAGACAGAUUGCAAACCACAAAGAAGUUUCAUUUCCUGUUCUUAUCAAAGGUCUGAAACAGCUUCAUGAGAGCCAGAAAACCACACUGGGGCACCAGCUUUCUGAGAAUAAGUCUUUACCCGGGCUGCCUAACUCUCAUUCUGGUUCUGGGGUUCAGCACGUCCAGAUUCGAGUGGCUCGCUUGGACGAGAAUUCGGGCAGCUCGCCAAGCCCCAUGGCAGCGUUGCAGAUCCCAGUACAGAUUACUCAUGUCUCCUCAGCUGAUUCCUCAGCUGCUUCUGUGGACUCGGACACCAUAACACUAAAUAGUGGGACACUACAGACCUUCGAGAUUCUGCCCUCUUUCCACCUCCAGCCCACCGGGACUCCAGGCACUUACUUACUGCAGACGAGUUCUAGCCAGGGACUGCCUUUGACGCUGACUACCAGCCCAACCGUGACCUUAACCGCUGGGACUGCCCCAGCCUCCCCCGACCAGAUCAUAGUCCACGCCUUAUCCCCAGAAAACUUGCUGAAUUCAAGUGACGUCACUGUGCAGUGCCACACGCCAAGUGUCAUAAUCCGCACUGUCGCAGCAGAGGAAAUCUCUCCCUCUGUAAGCCAAGCAGAGCUCGCUGUUGCUUCGGACAUUCAGCCGGUAGACCUGGUGGACCCCACAGCCUCCCUGGAAGCGGACACUUUCCCCGAAGGCCUCUCCCAGCCCAAGCUGGCCGAUGAAGAACAGUCUGCUUAUAGCGAAGGCGACACCUCCAAAUUCGUGGGCAGAACUAGUGCUGGACUCAUAGGCAGGGUCACAGCGAGAGCCAGAGAAGAGGUUUUGGGUGCAGAUCUCAAAUGUGAAGAGGACGCGUGUCAGUCCCACUUUGCUGACACUUACGUCUCAGAGGACUUGGGAUCUCCCACCACAGAAGAACCAGUUGAGCAGCCCACCAUGGACGAGGCUGUCCUGAUCGUCCCUUCUCCUCCCCAGGGUUUUAUCCAGACGUCAGACGAUAUGGACAGUGAAUCCGUCCUGCCCCUAACAACACUAACAGAUCCUAUACUGCAACACCAUGGAGAAAACUCCCAUAUUAUCAGCUCCUCCUUGGAUGGACCAGAUUCCGAGGACUCAAAGGACGGGGAGGACCUUGUGAGCUGUCAUUAACCGUGUCCUGUGGUGCGGCACCUGUGACAGUGCUGUUUGUGACCCUCAAACCAGCUUCCCAAAGAAAACAAGCUGUUCCAAUAGCAUCUGCCUGCUUUGGCUGGCCACAGAAGCAUCCUGCUCUCACGCUUGCCAAGGGGUUAGAUGGCCAGCGCUGACCAAAUUCCAGGUCCGUGCUGAUCCGUGAACCUUGUGUCUUCGGCUAGGUCGUGUGCAAGUGGAACCAGAAUUGGACAUGAUGGGACUGUGGAUUUGUUUAGGUUGGUAGUGCUUGUGGGGCACACUGUGAAAAAAUGGACUUCUUGUAUUUCAGGAACAAAACCCAGUUACAAUACAGUAACGAUACCUAGCCAAAAAGAGCAGCAUUAAAGGAGGCCUUCUUUCCCAAUUUCAAUCUAUUAUUAUGACUUACAUACUCAGUAGUAUAGAGAACACUAGUAGCUCUUAAGAGGGCAAUCUUGCCUGUUAAGAGUCUGUUGCUGGCAAUGGAUGCAGCCACAGAAAGAUCAGACAUGAGUUUUCCAAAAAAACCCAAGUCUUUUCCCAACGCAAGCUUAGCAGAGACAGAGAGGACUGUUACCUCCUUUAGAAUGCAAUAAACUUGCAAGACUGAGCCCCAACUCUUUAAUUCAGAAUUGCAUUACUGUUGAGAGCCUGGAGCCGCCUCCAUCGCCAGGCAGCGAUGCUGUCAGGCCUCUGUGGAUUCUCAGGUGAACGAGCUUUCAGGUCAGCUGGGUUUCUGGUGUUGUCCAUACUUGAAGGCUCUCUCAAAGGAGACGCUAAGCUGAGCUUAGAGACCCACUUGUGUGGGAAGGAGGUGAACUCCAAAUACUACUACGAAGAGGAUGUAAAAAGUAUUUAUUGCUGUAAUUAGCUUCUUCAGAAGUUUGUCUUCCGUCAGUGGCUUUGUUAGUGUGAAACUGAAGGUGUAGUUACAGUGUUGGGCACGGCGGGGGGGGGGGGGGGAGACAGAAGCAUCCGUUUACCACAAGCAUGA